This is a messenger RNA of Pneumocystis murina B123, 3459 nucleotides long. RefSeq lists its product as hypothetical. Gene Ontology annotation, cellular component: HDA1 complex. NCBI's taxonomy places the organism in Eukaryota, Fungi, Ascomycota, Pneumocystomycetes, Pneumocystales, Pneumocystaceae. Bases 382 to 3459 code for a protein of 1025 amino acids. The transcript has 5 exons. The record is from RefSeq and is a predicted model, not a curated record.
CAAGAUUUUGAUAAGACAGAGAUGGUGCUUGUAAAUCAAGAAGUUCCUAAUAAUUUAUCAGGAAAUAAUGGAAAACGUAAGAUAAAUAAAGGUAAAAAGGGUUAUGAUGGAUCUUGGUGGGAAGCAACAAAGAUUAUUGGUGAAAGAAAGAAUGAAUAUAAGGUAUCAUGGGCAGGUAUUGAUCCAAAAACAGGGAAAAGAUAUGAGCCGUGUUGGGUAGGUUUUUUUAGAAAAAAAAAAGAAUAUACACGGGACAUAACUUAUGGAAUAAUGAAUUAGGUUCUAAAGAGUGAUUGUACUGAAGAACUAAUAAAUACAUGGCAUAAAAAUCAUAAGCAACAUAAAGUAAAAAAAUCAAUUAAUAUAGCAAAAAAGAAAGGAAUGAAGAAUAUUUAUACGAAUAAAUAUAAGAAGGAAGAAACAAAUGAUGGUAAUUUUGAAUAUGAAUCGAAUGUUUUUAAUGAAAAAAAAUACAAGAAUAAUAGGAAAAACACGGAUAACAUUUGUGAAAUAGAUAAGUUGAAAGAGGAUAAAUUAGAAAGAAUUGACUCGGAAAAUGGAGAUCUAUUAUUUUCAUCAGUUGCAAAUUCUCAAAAUAAUACGUAUUUCGAGCCAUAUGAAUCGUUAGAAUAUACACAAGAACUUCCACAAAUGAUACAUUCUGACACGCCUGUCUAUGAAAAAUCUACAAAUGCUAAAAUUCUUGGUGAUAUGGAAAAAACAUAUCAUGCUUCACCUACGAAAUUAGAUAACAUAUUACCUUCUAUAGAUCUAAACACGGAGUUAAAAUAUGAUCCUUUAGAGACACCUAUGACUGAUAUUGCUAUGGGUCGUGUUUUUAAUUUCUCCGAAUUUUCAAAAAAGCCAUUGAACAUAGAAAAUGAUCAAGAUAUAUUACUUGAGGAUACGGCUUCUUCCAUAUAUCAUAUGGCAAAUGAUAAUAAUAUAAAAACAUCAAGUUCUCGAAUGGAUAUGUUUUCAAAACCUGGUUCUAUUGAUAAUAUUUCAAAUGUCUCUUAUGAUAAAUAUAAAAAGGAAGUUGAUAAUAAUGACGAAAAAACUGCUGCUUUAAAAGAGAAAAACGUUUCAAAAACACAAAAAAGAUUAAAGAAAAAUCAUUGUGAUAAUAUUUCUAAAAAUUAUCAUCAGCAAUUAGAAUCACCUUCACCUUCUGAAAAAGUCUCGACAUGGCUUUCUAAUAAUGAAUCUAUACAACUUAAAAUUCUUAAUGAUUCUCAUGUUCAAACAUAUACUCCUAUAGCAAAUAUACAAGAAAACAGAUUAAAUAAUAUUGAAUAUAAUUAUCUUGAUUCGUGUAUUUCCAUCGAAUCAGAAUCUCUUUUUAGUGUUGAAAAAGACAAUAUUUCUAUGAAAUCUAAAAUUUCCGACGAAGGAAUAUCAGAGAAAUAUGAUAAUAAUACUUCUACUGUAUCUGCAUUCGAUGAUUUUAUUGUUUCUCUUAGAUCAGUACAAAAUAAACCUCAUAUUUAUUUUUUUGGUAUCGAAAUGAAUAAUACACAGAGAAAUAUGUAUCUUCAACUGAUAUUGCAAUAUAAUGAUUUGCUUCAAGAAUUUUGUUCGACACUUAAUCCUGAUAAAACACUUAUUAAAAAGGCUCAACGAUUUAUAAAUAUAUUAACUAUGCUAACAAUUCAUCCUUAUCUUAUUUUUAAAGAUAAAUUCGAAAAUGAAUUUCUCGAAAAGAUUGAAUUAGAAAAUUUGGUGCAUUCUAGUCCUAAAUUUAUAUUUCUUGCUACUUUUUUAGAGAAAUCUAAAAACCUUGAACUUGUAAUAGGAAUUAGUUCUGACAAUGAAAUGUUAUUGGAUCUUAUUGAAAUACUUAUUAAGAAAUUAAAUAUAUUAUACUUAAAAACAAAUCAAUAUUCUGAAAAUAUUAAUAUUCGCAAAAAUAUAAAAGUACUUUUAAUCGCAUAUGGAAAGGGUAAAGGAGAGAAUCUUGAAAUUUAUUCUGAUAUUGUGAUUUGUAUAUAUACAUCGACCCAUAUAUUAUCUAUACGUAAUUUUAAUUAUUCCUCGGAUGAUAAAAUAAAGAACCAUAUAAUUCCCAUUACAAUUAAUUCAGUAGAACAUAUUCAAUUAUCCGUUAUGAAAGAUAUUCCUCAAAUUUUAUAUUUUCAAAACGUUGCUAAAAUUACCAUAUUACUUCGUAAGUUUGCUGGAAUAUUACCCAGUAAUCAGUUUUUUAGCAAUGAAUCUCCACAAUUGGUUUACAAUUGGAUUAAGGGAAAUUAUAAAGAUAAAUGGAUGUUACCAAGAGUAUCAGACUUAAGAGAAUUGGCAAUUACAUUAACUCAUAAGGAUAGUAGAUUAAUAUCAGAAGAGCAACUUAAUUAUUUACUUGAAUUAAAAGAAAAAAUAUAUCAACAUGAUAAUUAUUUAUUUAAAGUUCAUCAAGAAAUACAUGAUACUUCUAACAUAACUUCUAAAAGUGAUUCAUUUGAUAGUAGCGAUAAAAAGAUUUUGGAGGAUCUUUCUUCUCAAUUUGAAAUAUCUCAGUUACAAUCUAAUGUUUGUGAUUUUUCUGCUAAUAAUCGAUUAAAUUGUUUAACAUUAAGCUCUGAAGCUAUUCAAAGAUCUUGUUUGGAUAAUGUUAAGAUCUCUAGUAAUACAAAAACCGAAAAAGACCUUUUAUAUAUAGAAAUAAAUGAUCUAAAAAAUAAUCUUUUUACUACUCAAAGCUUGCUCAAGAAUACAGAAAAUGAGCUUUUAAGCUUUAAAAUUUCUACUGAUCGUUUACAAAAACGAUAUGAAGAGAUGCAAGAACAAUAUAGGAAUUUAAGUUUAGAAUUUAAAAAUAUUGUUAAUAUAAAAGACGAAUUACAAAAGAGCUUAAACAAUCUUCAGGAAAAUUUUAUAAAUGUUCAGAAAAAUCUUGCUUCGUCUUCUGAAAUGGAAAAAUUGAAAAGAAAAUCACUUUCUUCUGAGAAUCAAGAAAAAGUAUCUACAAAUACUUCGUUUGUUUUAGAAAAGGAGUAUCUUUCUGAAGAAAAUUCUCGUCUUAAAAAGAUUAUUGAAAAUAAAACUUUUGAUUUUGAAUUUUUGCGUUCACAAUAUCAAGAGGCAUCUUCAUCAGCAUUAAAUUUAGCUAAUGAAGUUAAACAAUUAGAAGCUGAAAAUGCUCUUUUAAAAAAUAAAGCAGAAGGGGAAGCAUUGCGUCUAAAAGAAAUAAUGAUACAAUUAUUAGAAAAAAAAUUGGAUGAAAGAAUUGAAGAAUUAGAAAUUCAAAAUUCUUUAUACUUAAAACAGCUAAAACAAAAAAUGAAUGAUGAAUCGACUAAACAUUCAUAUCCUUAUGAACCUUAUCAACUAAUUAAUAUGUCUCAAAAUACUAAAAUGAUUCCUCGUAAAUGUUUAAUCAGAAAUAUAAAUAUUCAAAGUUCAGAAGAUUUAAAUGGUCGUUCAACAUCUGAAAUUGCUAUUAAUAUUAAUGAAUUGUAA